AUGCGCGUGCGCGGCACAGGUGCACCGCGGCCGCGGCCUGCUCGGCGCUGUCCGAGGUGCUGCCGCGUCCGUGGCCUCGACCGCGAGGAGGGGUGGGGUCGCGGGCCCUUCUGCUACCUCCCCACACCUCGGGCCUGGGGCGUCCUUUGGUUUGGCCAUCGCUCACUGGGGCUGGCCGGGGAGGCCGGGCCGGAGGCGCGGGGGCUCCAGUGCGCGUGCGCGAGCGGCGCCCGCCCCUCCCCCGCCCGGCGCUGCUCGGUGGGCCGCGGCGCCGCGGGCUCGGCGGGGGAGCCGCGCCGCGGGAGUGUCAGGAGGCACAUCACAUCCGGGUGGACUGUAAGAAGCCCGUCGGGAGGCCGCGGCUUCGUGGCCCGCGGCCAGUCCCGCGGGAGAUGGCCCCGGGCGCGCCCACGCUGCUGCUGCUGUGGCUGCUGCGGUUCCCCGACUUCCCGGCCCGCGCCGCCGGCUGCCCGGCCGCUUGCCGCUGCUACAGCGUCACGGUGGAGUGCGGCGCCCUGCGGCUGCGCGUCGUCCCGCCCGGAAUUCCACCCGGGACGCAGGUGGGCACCGCGUGGGGCCGCUGGGCCGCGGAGCAGAGGCGCCCGCGACACGGAGGGAGGGCUGUGUGAGCGUCCCGUGGGUGCUGGAGCGCCCCAGGGAAGAGGGAGACUCCCUCAGCGGCGUGAACCCCCUCCUUCCCUCCCUCCGUCCGGCCCGCAGACGCUGUUCCUGCAGGACAACAGCAUCGCGCGCCUGGAACCGGGCGUAUUGGCGCCUCUCGCAGCCCUGCGCCGGCUCUACGUGCACAAUAACAGCCUGCGCGCCCUGGAGCCAGGCGCCUUCCGCGCGCAGUCGCGCCUGCUGGAGCUAGCGCUCACCGGCAACCGGCUACGCGGCUUGCGAGUUGGCGCUUUCGCCGGCCUGGCCCAGCUCCGUGCACUCUACCUGGCCGGCAACCAGCUAGUGCAGCUGCUGGAUUUCACCUUCCUGCACCUACCGCGACUGCAGGAGCUGCACCUGCAGGAAAACAGCAUUGAGCUGCUGGAGGACCAGGCCCUGGCCGGGCUCUCCUCAUUGGCACUGCUGGACCUCAGCAGGAAUCAACUGGGCACCAUCAGCCGUGAGGCCCUACAGCCCCUGGCCAGCCUGCAGGUCCUGCGCCUCACAGAGAACCCAUGGCGCUGUGACUGUGCCCUGCAUUGGCUGGGCGCAUGGAUCAAGGAGGGCGGCCAGCGGCUGCUCAGCUCCAGGGACAGGAAGAUAAUGUGUGCAGAGCCCCCGCGCCUGGCACUUCAAAGUCUCCUGGACGUAUCCGGCAGUAGCCUCAUCUGCAUCCCGCCCUCUGUACACGUGGAGCCGCUGGAGGUGACAGCCAACUUAGGGGACGACCUGCGGGUUGCCUGCCAAGCUUCCGGCUACCCGCAGCCCCUGGUGACCUGGAGAAAGGUGGCCCAGCCUCGCGAAGGGCAGCCACGGGCUCAGGUCCAGCCAGACGGCGGGGCGCCGCGCCCAGCCGGGCCCGGCGCCUCUGACACGGGCAGCGGCAUGCUCUUCCUCACCAACAUCACCCUGGCCCACGCGGGCAAGUACGAGUGCGAGGCCUCCAACGCCGGCGGCGCCGUCCGCGUGCCCUUCCAGCUCCUGGUCAACCUGUCCCGGCAGCAGCAGCUGCCGCUGGCGCCCCCGCCGCCCCCGCACGCCGGCCCCGCCAGCCACGAGCCCCUGCAGGAGGCGGGCAGCAUGGCCUUCCGCGCCCUGGGCCUGGCCACGCAGACGGCCAUCGCAGCCGCCAUCGCGCUCCUCGCGCUCACGGCGCUGCUGCUGGCGACCCUGAUCUGCCGCCGGCGGCGCAAGCGGAAAAAGGCGCCGGGGCCGCCGGGGGAGGGCGCGCUGUUCGUCAACGACUACUCGGACGGGCCCUGCACCUUCGCGCAGCUCGAGGAGCUCCGCGACGAGCGAGGCCACGAGAUGUUCGUCAUCGACCGCUCCAAGCCGCUCUUCGCCGAGGGCCCGACGGAGGCGGCCGCCGGGGCGGCCGCCGGGCCGGGGCAGGGCCUCCCGCUGCAGCCGCCCGCGGCCUAUGAAAUUCACUGCUGA
Molecule: messenger RNA, 2097 nt
Organism: Mirounga angustirostris (Northern elephant seal)
Lineage: Eukaryota; Metazoa; Chordata; Mammalia; Carnivora; Phocidae
Gene: LRRC24
Product: leucine rich repeat containing 24
Exons: 4
Coding region: 1-2097 (698 amino acids)
Molecular function (GO): protein binding
Source: RefSeq, a predicted model, not a curated record